GACGGGUUACUUUGGAUACAAGAUAAUAUACGUUGGAUUUAUAACUUCUAAUAGUUUAGAGGUUCAGCUGGCCCCAUGGUAAAGUAAAGUGUGCGGGAACGUAUAGCUGUUUCAUGGAUCUACGUAAUUACAUGUUUAUAAUAAUUAUAAUAUCCCUGUAUGCACAUAUACCGAGUAUACAAGGCCAGAGCAAUGACUGUUCCGUAGCUCAGUUCUUUCGAACACCAAUAGGCAACAUCACGUCUCCACAAUACCCUGGAGCUUAUGGUCACCAACAAACCUGCAUAUAUUACAUCGAUGUCGCCGACGCGUCGAACAUUAUUUUAAACUUUUUAGUGUUUCACAUAGAGUAUAAGUUAGAUUUUCUGAAGGUGGGGACAGGAUUACAAAUCUACCAGAAUGAAAUCACAUAUGUGGACGAUAUUGAUGGAUUUACCGGCAAUAUGAAUGUCCCACGAUUGGUUUUACAAGGUGGUCAAGCAUGGAUCGUGUUUACAACUGAUAUUAAUAUUAGCGAAGAUGGGUUUUAUAUAACAUACUCAGCUACGA
This is a messenger RNA of Saccoglossus kowalevskii, 549 nucleotides long. Its product is annotated as cubilin-like. NCBI's taxonomy places the organism in Eukaryota, Metazoa, Hemichordata, Enteropneusta, Harrimaniidae. The record is from RefSeq and is a predicted model, not a curated record.